ACUUCCACCUCCUCAACCACCGGCGAAGGCUAAUGGGACUGCAACACAUAUUCCCAAGAAGUUGACAAGUGACAAUAAUACAAAAAAGGAAAAAUAAAACAUCAGGGGCCAGAGACUGAAAGAAAAGAAGAUAAACAGACAGAGAGAGAGAGAGAGAGAGAGAGAGAGACAGAGAGAGAGAGAGAGAGCUGAAGAGUGUGUGAGUGAAGAAGAGAAGAAAAGAAAAUGCCGAGUAGCAGAUUUGCAGGUUCUUUAUCAACCCCCAAAAUUGAUGUGGCAAUCGACAUGGGCAAUCCCUUCCUCAAUCUCACCGUCGAUGGUUUCUUGAAGAUCGGAACUGUUGCAGCUGCUAGAGUUCUUGCAGAGGAUGCAUACUAUGUGGUUAAACGAGGGAAUAUUUCCACUCGCAAUUUUGAGCACACGCUCAAAAAGAUGUGCAAAGAAGGUGCUUAUUGGGGAACUGUCGCUGGGGUUUAUGUUGGAAUGGAAUAUGGAAUGGAGAGGAUUCGUGGCACCCAUGACUGGAAAAAUGCCAUGCUUGGGGGUGCAUUGACUGGAGCUCUGAUAUCUGCUGCCAGUAACAGGAACAAAGACAAGAUUGUGACAGAUGCCCUCACAGGAGGUGCCAUUGCAACUGCUGCAACAUUCCUUAACUAUCUCACUUAAAUCAGCGAAGCUUGAAUUGUUCCUAAUAUCUUUGGCAAAUUGCGAGGCAUUAGAUGUCAGUGGCAUCAUUUUCCUUUCAUCAUAAAUGUAGAAUGCCAGAGUAAUCAUAAAUGUUCCAUAUUGUAGAAUGUUGAGCUCGACUGCGGUUAGUGGAAUGAAUUUGUGCUAUCUAUAUGCUA
Messenger RNA from Hevea brasiliensis (rubber tree), 845 nucleotides. Its product is annotated as outer envelope pore protein 16, chloroplastic. The coding region runs from base 226 to 666 and encodes 146 amino acids. The transcript has 6 exons. Gene Ontology annotation, molecular function: amino acid transmembrane transporter activity. NCBI's taxonomy places the organism in Eukaryota, Viridiplantae, Streptophyta, Magnoliopsida, Malpighiales, Euphorbiaceae. The record is from RefSeq and is a predicted model, not a curated record. Gene Ontology annotation, biological process: protein import into chloroplast stroma. Gene Ontology annotation, cellular component: chloroplast outer membrane.